Molecule: messenger RNA, 649 nt
Organism: Eruca vesicaria subsp. sativa (arugula)
Lineage: Eukaryota; Viridiplantae; Streptophyta; Magnoliopsida; Brassicales; Brassicaceae
Source: the annotation of a GenBank genome assembly
AAAAAAAAAAAAAAGGAAGAUCGAAAUGGCGAUGAGGAGAAUCUACAGUGAAAUCAAAGGGAAGAAAGUGAAGGAGCUUCCCGCCUACAUCAAAUCAACGUUUUCAGUCGAAACCGUGAAGACAUCUGUGAGGAAAAGUCUCGAUAACUACAACGACAAGUACAUCCAGACUAGCUCCGUGGAACCUCUCCUUCACAUCUGCUUCGGAGGAAUGGCCUUCUCUUACCUCGUCGCUCUCCCAAAUGAGCGUCGUCAUCUCGAGCACCAGCAGCAUGCUAAGGAGCACGGUGGCCAUUGAUCUCGACCGAAUCUUUUUCGAGAUAUGUUGAUUUGAAGUCUUUCUGCGAUGGUGACGACUCAAGAUUGUGUCUCUUUUUUGUUUCUUUUUUCUUGAAAUUUUCCUGGAUAUUGUUGAACAAAACAAAAGGAAAACACUUUCUUUUUGAUUUGCACUUGAUAGAGGCAAAUAACUGAAGCAUGAUAUUGAUGAAUAAUAAAACUGUUUUCUUACGUGAGAAACCGUGAGUGAAGCUUUUAAGCUUUUCGUUUUUGUUAUAUUAGUGUUUCGGUUCGAUCUGUUCUAUACUUGGAUCAAGUGGAAAAUAGUGUAUUAUCGAAAAUUAUUUAUCAAUCUGAGAAAAUAUCAGGA